Trichosurus vulpecula (common brushtail) is the source of this 1870-nucleotide messenger RNA. Its product is annotated as DDB1- and CUL4-associated factor 8-like. Gene Ontology annotation, molecular function: protein binding. Lineage: Eukaryota; Metazoa; Chordata; Mammalia; Diprotodontia; Phalangeridae. Gene Ontology annotation, cellular component: cytoplasm; Cul4-RING E3 ubiquitin ligase complex. The record is from RefSeq and is a predicted model, not a curated record.
CAACAAAUAACAACUCAAGAUGUCUGGUAAAGGUAGCAGCAGAGAUGGCAAAAUAGACCUUGCGAAUGGACGCUUAUCCAGCAGUCCAGAGGAAAUGUCUGGGACAGAAGAGGGGAGAGAAAUAUCCUCAGGCAUCGAGGUAGAGGCUUCAGAACUGAGCUUGAGCCUAACCUGGGAUGACUGGGGUGGCCCCAACCUCACCAGCACGGAAAGCCCAGGAACAGACACAGAGAGCUCAGGUGAAGGCAAGGACUCUCAUAGCAUGGAGGACCCUGGCCACUGCUCCAUUAAUGAUGAAAACCGGGUCCAUGACCUCUCAGAGGAGGAGGGAGAGGAGGAAGAAGAAGAGGAAGAAGAAGAGGAAGAAGCGCAGCCCUGGCGCUGGGUUCAAUGCAAACGAGACUCAUUAGAUGAUGAACAAGCCCUUGAGGAAUGGGUAGCCUCAGAGUCAUCAGCUCUGCCUCGGCCUCCCUGGCAGGCACCUUCAGCCCUGAGAGAGAGAGAGCUGGGCUCAAGUGCUCGUUUUGUGUAUGAAGCCUGUGGAGCACGAGUCUUUGUGCAGCGCUUCCGCCUGCAGCAUGGGCUGGAGGGACACAAUGGUUGUGUCUGCACCCGUCACUUUAACCAGUGUAGCAUCUGGCUGGCUAGUGGCAGCGAUGACCUCAAGGUGGUGGUGUGGGAUUGGGCUCGAAGGCGACCUGUAUGAUUUGAAAGUGGCCAUAAAAGCAAUGUCUUCCAGGCCAAGUUUCUUCCCGGCAGUGGUGACUCAACUCUUGCAGUGUGCGCCCGUGAUGGGCAGGUGCGAGUAGGAGAGCCAUUCACCAAGUGUUUUUCCCAGCACAAGGGAGCCUCCCAUAAGUUGGCCCUGGAGCCCCACUCUCCCUGUACUUUCCUAUCUGCUGUUGAAGAUGCAGUUGUCUUCACCAUUGACCUCCAGCAAGACCUAACAGCAUCUAAACUGGUGGUGACAAAGGAGAAGGAGAAGAAAGUUGGGUUAUACACAAUCUACGUGAACCCCGCUAACAAAUUUGCAGUGGGUGGGCGAGAUCAAUUUGUGAGGAUUUAUGACCAGCGUAAAAUUAAUGAGAAUGAUAAUAAUGGUGUGCUGAAGAAAUUUUGUCCUCAUCACCUGGUAAACAGUGAGUCCAAAGCAAACAUCACCUGUCUUGUGUGCAGCCACGAUGGCACAGAACUACUUGCCAGUUACAAUGAUGAAGACAUUUAUCUCUUCAACUCUUCUCACAGCCAUGGUGCCCAGUACAUCAAGAGAUAUAAGGUGCACCAAAAUAAUGCUAGAGUGAAAGGCGAGGAUUUCAAUGGCCCUAAGAGCGAAUUUGUGGUGAGCGGCAGAGACUGUAGGCACAUUUUCCUUUGGGAGAAAUCAUCCUGCCAGAUCAUCCAUUUCAUGGAAGGGGAAAAGGGAGGCUUGCCUGUGCUGGCCACUAAUGGUCUAGACCAUAAUGUCAAGAUCUGGGCAGGCACCUACUGCUGAGGCUUCAACAAACGGGAGAGGGAUGAGGACAGCCUGCACCACACUGACUUAUUUGACAGCCACAUGCUCUGGUUUCUCAUGCACCACCUGAGGCAGAGACUGCAUCACCGGCCCUGGAGGGAGCCUGGGGUCGGGGCCACAGAUGGAAACUCAGAUGAGUACCCCAACUCCUCAGACACAUCGGAGGAGGAGGAGGGCCCAGUAGGGAGGUCCUACAGCCUCUCCCGAUUCAGAAGUAGACAGCAUCAUCUCUCUCACCUGAAGAGCAACCUGGCAGGAAUGAACAAGAGCAAGAAUGGUCUUCGCUUUGGCCAGCUAGUGGCUUUUGGAAGCCCUCGAGUAGCCGAUCACCAGUUUAUCUCUUUACCACAUGGUUAA